AAAAUAACGGCAUUUUCGACUUUCGUGUCCAAUAAAACAUAAUACGAUAAUAGUAUACGGUAUUAUCAUUUAUCCCAUUGUAGGUUAAAAAAUUAAAACGGCCAAAUUCCUAACUGAUUGUCGCGCUACGUUCUGCCGAUUUCGAUCCAAGUAUCAAACGGCAGGAGCCAGGAAUCGACCGCCUGUGUCUGCCGGCUGUUAUGGUCGCCCCAAUAACGUUGAAGAUUUUGAACAACCUCCAUUGACCGAACAAACGACGUCGGUACCGCCGACGACGACGACAGAACAGUUGUUGUUGUUGUUGUGGUGUUUCACUUUCUUCAUCCCAAACCUCGUGCAAUGGGUGAGAGCAUCAGUGAUCAAGAAUUGCGGCGACGUCUGUUGACCUUCAACACCGUCGUCCCUCCGGUCACCGAUUCGACCAGAAGAUUGUUGAUGAGGAAACUUGCGGAUCUUGAGAGCCGCCAUUCGAGCCAAAUUGAUUCGCCCAAAUCAAACGAUAUAUCCUUGAUAAAUGUAUCAAAUUGGAAUCAUUCUGCUAGCGAAGAUGAAGACAAAAACUCUUACUUGUUUACAGAAACUAGAAAGUUUUCUAACAAACUACCUGAAAUACAGACUGAAAAAAAAAAACCAAGACUUUAUGACUCUAAUGUUAGUUUAACCCCAAGAGAACCUAUUUUUCGAAGUCCACGUUCGAAUCCUGUCACUGAAACACCUUAUGCUGAUCAAGCUAUUCAAAGGUGGAAAGAAAAAAUGAUGAAUCAAUCCCAAACAGAUAAAAAUGAUGUGUCAAAUACUUCACAGUAUGAUUUUCCAUCCCCUGUUUCAUCAAUUUAUUCUCAAAAUUCAAGGAGAUAUAUUCAACCAACACAGCAAAGGCAUCUGGGAAAUGGCUAUACAAGAAAUACUCAGUAUAUAAUACUACUUUUUAUUGGUUUUUUUGUAGUAAUUUUUGGAUUAUAUUUCACUUCUAUACAAUCAAGUACAGUUGUGUUACCUCCAGGUAUUUUGAACUCUUUAUGUGCCAAAAAAAAUCUACAAGGGUUUGACUGUGAAACAGAACAAGAAAGAGUACAAAAAUUAUAUAGCUCUUUGGUAUCCCAAGUUCAAGAUAAAUAUAUCAAGAAUCAAUGUGAAACGUCAGAUAUAGAACCGACUGUGGACGCUCAAACUAUAUUUGAAUAUAUUUCAACGCAUGAAAAUUUACCAUCCAGGGAAAUAGAAGAAUUAGUUGAAUUAUUUAAAAGUAUUGCCAAAACCUAUUCUGAUUCGCCAAUUGGAUUUGACACUUCGUUUAACAUCAAUAUUCAGCCAAAUUUACCAAUUCUGUGUGCAGUUAAAAAUAUUUUUACUAACAUGUUCUAUCUUAUUUUGUGGCUAGGAAUAGUUUCACUGUCCCUCAUAAGCCUUUAUUUUGGAAUAUGCUACAUGACAACCAAAAGUGAAAAACAUAAACAGGAAGUUAAUCGCUUAGUUGAAAACAUAAUUGAUUUACUGAAACAACAUGCUCAGUAUCGACCCAAUGAAGGUUACUUACCUAUCAUACAUAUACGUGAUCAGUUAAUUCCACCAAAUGAGAGACAAAAAAAAUCUAAAAUUUGGGCUGAAGUUGAACAAUAUUUCACUGAAUCGGAAUCAAGAGUAAGAUCUGAGAUCCAACAAAUUGAUGGUGAAGACUUUCAAGUAUGGAGAUGGGUUCAACCUAUGUCCCCUGUCACAGCAAAAAAAAUUUGGCAGGGUCAAGCAUUUGAAACUACUGAUGGUAGUAUGAACUCUCCUCAGCCAAGUCCUACUUCUUGUUUAAAAAUACGUCAUAUGUUUGGACCAGAUUCUAUGCUAGGAGCUGAUUGUGAAUUACGUGUGAAAGAUGCUAUCCUCGAAAAGUGUGAAUCUGUAGAAGUCUUACAUCUUUCAGUUGAUCGUAGUAGUCAAGAAGGAUGUGUAUAUGUCAAAUGUGCCUCUCCUACUGAAGCAGGAAAAGCUUAUAGACAAUUACAUGGGUUUUGGUACGAUGGAAAAUUGGUAACUGUAAAAUUUUUACGUUUGGAGCGUUAUCAUCAAAGGUUUCCAGAUGCUGUUAGUAUGACAAUACCUCUUACACCAUCUAAUAAUGAAAAACGUUCGUUACAAUAAAUUACAUUGUUAUAUUAAAAUAAUUGUACGUCACUAACAUUGUUGUUUAAUUUUAAAAACGCCUAACGUUUUAAUAAUUAUUAAUAUAAUAUGUAAAUGUUUUACAUUACUGCUAGAACUGUUUUGUUUAUUCUACUAUUAUUAUUUCUAUAAGUAACAAACCUUAUUACUUGUUGUGAAGUAUUUUUUUUUUACUAUUUCUUAUUUUUUAUUCUUACGCUUCUGGAAGCCACCAUAAGUUAUUGAAUAUAUUUUUGUAAACUAAUAGAUGAAUUAAACAUUUUCCAUGUAAUAUAUUAAUGCUACAUACAAGUAUGUUGUACAUUUAAAUAUUA
This is a messenger RNA of Acyrthosiphon pisum (pea aphid), 2468 nucleotides long. RefSeq names its product LEM domain-containing inner nuclear membrane protein MAN1. Gene Ontology annotation, molecular function: chromatin DNA binding. The record is from RefSeq and is a predicted model, not a curated record. The transcript has 11 exons. Bases 340 to 2133 code for a protein of 597 amino acids. NCBI's taxonomy places the organism in Eukaryota, Metazoa, Arthropoda, Insecta, Hemiptera, Aphididae. Gene Ontology annotation, biological process: nuclear envelope organization; negative regulation of BMP signaling pathway.